AUGGGACUAAACUAGUUAAUUCCUAGCUCAAAUUUUGAAAAAACUGAGAAAAUAAAGCUUGUUAGUAGAGUUAUUUAUUAAUGCACAUAUAAAAUUACUACAACAUAAUUUAAUUCAGGAAUAGGCCCAAUUUCAGAUUUGAUGCUAUCUGAUAAAGAGCUAGUAGAAGACUAUGAGAAGAUUUAUAAAUUUUAAUUACAUAAUAUGAAUAUAUUUAUUAAAAGAGAAGACCUAAACUAGUCUCCUUAAGUUAGUAUGAAAAUAGGAAAAUAAAAGUCAAUAGGUACUAAAGAUAAUUUUAUUAGACCAAAAUAUGAAUUUUAGGGUUUUAGAAGAGUUCCAAUAGAUUAUAGACGCAAAUAUAGGGAUAAUUAAAAUAAAAGAUCAGUGAUUUUUUUAAAAGCUGAUUCAGAAGAUCUUAAGAAGUAUCUAUAAACAAAUAUUGAUUCAGAUUAUAUCUUAAAUGUGAGAGUUUCUGAAGAUUAUAAUUGUGGUAACUAUGAAAUAAAGCUAAACUAGUUAAUUCCUAGCUAAAAUAUAUAAGAACCUGAGAAAAAAAAGCUUGUGUAAUUAUGCUUGAAAAGUUAUAAAAGAUUAAUUAGAAACCCUGAAUUGAAUUACAGUAGUAGAAAUAUUUAAAAAUGCACUUAUAAAGGUAAUACAAUAUAAUCUUAUUAUGGAAUAUGCCCAAUUUCAGAUUUGAUACUAUCUGAUAAAGAGCUCGUGGAAGGCUAUGAAAAGAUUUCUAAUUUUAAAUUAGAUAAUAUGAACAUGUUUAUUAAAAGAGAAGACCCAAAUUAGUCUCUAUUAGUUAAAAUGGAAAUAAGAAACCAAAAUUCAAAAGAUACUCAAAAUUAUUUUUUAAGACCAACGGAUAUGAAUUUUAAAUUAGAUGUACUAUGUACUUUAGAGUAUAAUUAAGAAUGCACAAAAUAACCAUUUGAAACCAAUCUUACUUUAUACUUAGAGAAUAGAGUGCCAAUAGACUUGAGAUGCAAAUAUAAUCCUAAAUAUGAUAAUUGGUGUGAAACCUGA
Messenger RNA from Tetrahymena thermophila SB210, 1035 nucleotides. RefSeq lists its product as hypothetical. The transcript has 5 exons. NCBI's taxonomy places the organism in Eukaryota, Ciliophora, Oligohymenophorea, Hymenostomatida, Tetrahymenidae. The record is from RefSeq and is a predicted model, not a curated record.